AUGGCCUCGAAGGAGCAACAGGCUGCCCCACAAAUCCCAGGACUGCCGCUUGCCAUCCAUGGUUGCAUUAUCCACGCCUUAAGCGCAGACCGUGUCGAGAUCCUCGAGAAUACCCUGUUAAUCGUGGCUGGCGACGGCACAAUCCAAACGUUGGCCAAAGAUGUCGACCGCAGUCGGGUCAACGAUCUCGUGGUGGAGGCAGGCUACACCCUUGAUGUAGUCACUGUCAAAUAUCUAGACCGCGGUCAGUUUCUGAUCCCAGGGUUUGUCGACACUCACCAUCAUGCACCACAAUGGGCACAGAGAGGAAUCGGCCGCAACGUGAGUCUCCUUGACUGGCUUGAAAAGAUAACAUUUGCCCACGAAGCGCGCUUUGAAGAUGCUGCGUACGCUCGUCGCAUCUACACCGCUUGCGUCUUGGGAGGACUGAAACAAGGAGUGACGACGGCGUCCUAUUAUGGCAGUAGGCAUGGCGAGGCGUCUCGCAUUCUGGCAGAUAUCUGUCUCGAAAUGGGCCAGCGAGCGUUUGUAGGGAAGUGCAACAUGAACCGCAAUGCACCGUCGUGGUACUGUGAUCCAAGUGCUGCGGAUUCGAUCCGCGAGUCCAAGGAGCUCAUUGCGCACGUCCGCCAAAUCGACCCGGAAUCGCGACUGGUGGCACCCAUCAUAACACCCCGAUUCGCCAUCUCCUGUGACCACGAGCUGCUGACCGGACUGGGUGAGAUUGCCAGACAGAAUCCAGAGCUGCCCAUCCAGACGCACUUCAACGAGGCCGAACCGGAGAUGAAGUUUACCAAGGAACUGUAUCCCCAGUUCCGCAACGAGGCGGAACUCUACGAGCACUUUGGUCUGCUGGGCCCUCGCUCGAUUCUGGCGCACUGCAUCUACCUAAACGAGGAGGAAAUGCAGCGCGUGAAGACGCUGGGGUGCGGUGUCGCACAUUGUCCUAUCGCCACUUCCACUAUGGGCGACUUCAUGGUGGCUCCUAUACGGGAAUACCUCCGCCGCGGCAUCAAGGUCGGGCUGGGCACAAACGUCGGUGGUGGCUUCUCGUCCAGCCUGCUUGACGCCAUGCGCCAGGCGUUUAUCAUCUCCAAGGCGCGCGAGACGCUGACCGGGGGCCGCGAUCCGGCUUUGAGUCUGCACGAGGGGUUCUUUCUGGCCACACUGGGAGGUGCCCAAGUCUGCGGCCUAGAUGACAAGAUUGGCAAUUUCGCAGUGGGCAAGGAGUUUGAUGCGUUGGAGAUCCACACGAUCGAUCCAGAGAGUCCAGGUGGCAGUCUUGGGGUCAUCACACCGAUUGAAGACGAGGACUCGACAGAGGUCAUCUUUGAGAAGUUUCUGAUGACAGGGGAUGACCGGAAUAUCGCCAGAGUGUAUUUCAUCCUCUCCAGAGACAAAACUACCACGCAUUUAGUUGACUUUGAACCAGUCUAUGCUACAGCGAGCUCCGUAUUUAAUCAAAGUUUACGGUGUUCAUCUACACCAGCGUCAAUAUCGGUAUCAAUCGUCCCAAAACAGCCGUUUUCAUCUCCCACCAUGUCGAAGCCAAUGAAACUCGCCAUCCUCGAUGACUACCAAAACCUGGCUCCGGCCAAAUUUGCCCACCUGGUGUCGGCCGGCCGGCUCGAGGUGACCAGUUUCCCCGACACGCUCGACCCUCGCGUGCCCAGCGACAAGGCGGCUCUGAUUGAGCGUCUGAAGCCGUUCGAGAUCAUCUCGACGAUGCGUGAGCGGACGCCCUUCCGUGCUGACGUUUUGGCGGAACUGCCCAACCUCAAAUUGCUCCUGACGACCGGGUUGCGAAAUGCCAGCAUCGACGAGGUUUUCGCUGCACAGCGCGGCAUCGUCGUCGCUGGCACCACCAACGAGGGCCGUCGGCCGCCGGACGCGACGACGCAGCAUACCUGGGCCUUGAUCCUGGGCUUGGCUCGCCAUAUCGCGCGCGAUGAUGCUGCCGUCAAGAGCGGCGCCUGGCAGGGUUCAACGCUGGCACUUGGCCUUCCUGGUCUGACACUGGGACUGGUGGGACUGGGCAGAUUAGGCUCUGAGACGGCGAGAAUCGCCAUCGUUGCGUUCAACAUGAAAAUCAUAGCCUGGUCGGCGAACCUGACACAGGAGCGCGCCGACGAAACGGCAAAGAAGCUGGGUCUGCCAGCGGGAUCGAUUGUCGUGGCCCCGUCGAAGCUGGAUCUGUUCCGGACUGCGGAUAUUGUCAGCGUUCACUACGUCCUGUCGGACCGGAGUCGCGGUCUGAUCGGGAAGGAGGAACUGGCGGCAAUGAAGCCCAGCGCGCUGCUGAUCAACACGUCGCGGGGGCCGCUCAUUGACGAGGCUGCGCUGCUGGAGACGCUCAAGGCAGGACGCAUCCGGGGUGCAGCCCUGGACGUGUUUGACAAGGAGCCACUGGCGGCAGACAGCGAGUGGCGGACGACCCGAUGGGGGGAGGAUGGACGCAGCGAAGUGCUGCUUACACCGCACAUGGGAUACGGCGAGACGGACAAUAUCAACUCGUGGUACGAGCAGACGGCAGCGAAUGUUGAACGGUGGCUUGAUGGGAAGGAGGUUGUAAAUCGGUUGAACUGA
Messenger RNA from Rasamsonia emersonii CBS 393.64, 2586 nucleotides. RefSeq lists its product as uncharacterized. Gene Ontology annotation, cellular component: cytosol. Gene Ontology annotation, molecular function: oxidoreductase activity, acting on the CH-OH group of donors, NAD or NADP as acceptor; zinc ion binding; guanine deaminase activity. The coding region runs from base 1 to 2586 and encodes 861 amino acids. Gene Ontology annotation, biological process: guanine metabolic process. Lineage: Eukaryota; Fungi; Ascomycota; Eurotiomycetes; Eurotiales; Trichocomaceae. The record is from RefSeq and is a predicted model, not a curated record. The transcript has 3 exons.